UCACAAUUUACAUCAUCUCAUUCGUAUGUACUUUUCUCUUGAGCUUGGCUGGCUUUUCCUCCGGAGCCAUGUCUUCAAUAAUAAGCCCUCAUGGUGUGGUCCUGGCCACAGCCAUGGCCGUCUCCGGCACCGUCUUCCUCCUCGUGCUUCGCCUCCAAAAGUCUCUCCCACCUUCCCAAUUCCCCGGUGAUCAAAUUCCACACUCCUCACCGCCAAUUUUACGUUCUUGUAUCUCUACCGAGGGGAAGAAGAAGAAGAAGAAGAAGAGGGUGCAGUUUGCAGAAGAUGUGGUGGAUCCAAGUGGGGAUGGGGAGGAGUACAGAAGGCAGCAUGCUAUAACUAACAAGUCUUCUUCUUCUUCUUCUUCAUCAUCAUCAUCGUCAAGUUCAUCACCACCGCCAAAGGUAGAACAGAGGAGAGGCAAAAACAGAGGAAUGCCUGAAAACAGGGUGGCUCUGUACAAUGGAAUUCUCAGGGAUCGUGUCGUUCAGCGAUUGGCCUACUCCUUUUGAUUGAAUUGUCUCCCUCUAAUGUAGCCUUGUUGCUCUUGCUCUUCUUCUUUCAUCCUUUACAACUUUUUUUGUUUUUGUAAGGAUCUGUUCAUGAACAGUAGGAAUUUGCAGCCGACAGGUUUUUGGCAAAUUCCUGUUGUCUUAAGCUGAUUGGGUAGAGGGUGGAUUUCGUUGAUAAAUCCGAGGGUAAUUUCUUUUAGGUCUUCUUCAUAGUUAGCAUAAGAACAACUCUCUGCCUUUUUUUAAUUACCAUGUUCUGUCUUUCACAACUCAGAACAAUCACAUGUAAUAUUGUUCUUUCUUCUUUUCUUCGCCUGACGUGUAAAUACAGCGACUAAUUGUACUUUUCCUUGGU
Messenger RNA from Corylus avellana, 867 nucleotides. RefSeq lists its product as uncharacterized. Lineage: Eukaryota; Viridiplantae; Streptophyta; Magnoliopsida; Fagales; Betulaceae. The record is from RefSeq and is a predicted model, not a curated record.